AUUGGAUUAAUAUGUCAAAUAAUAGUGCUUUUACUCUGAAUUAAAGAAUCAACUAAAUGAAAAAUUUAAGGAAACUAACUUAUGAUGGAAUCAAACCUAUAAUGUCACAAUUUCAUGAUAAUUCAAGAGAGAUAUAUAAACCUCACCAAAAAAAACAUGAGUUCGAUUUUUUACAGAAAUAUGAAAAACCUAGUAUAGAUAUAGUUAUAUUAUUAGUAAAUUUUUAAUUUAGAUAAGAUAGAAGAAGUUCUAUUAGGACUUCUGUGCAUCAGACUAAUUUAAAUUUUAGACUUUAACCUCGAACAUGCAGUAUUAAAUUACCUAGUUUUCAUAAUAGAAAAAAUGUGAGUAAAUCCAUACAUGAGAUAUUUUCAACAAAUGAUCCUUCUAUGAAUUAAAGUGCAUUUAAGAUUCAUUGA
This is a messenger RNA of Paramecium primaurelia, 419 nucleotides long. Lineage: Eukaryota; Ciliophora; Oligohymenophorea; Peniculida; Parameciidae. The record is from the annotation of a GenBank genome assembly.